Molecule: messenger RNA, 1510 nt
Organism: Phalacrocorax carbo (great cormorant)
Lineage: Eukaryota; Metazoa; Chordata; Aves; Suliformes; Phalacrocoracidae
Source: RefSeq, a predicted model, not a curated record
UACCGCCCCCCCCGUUACCGACCCCCCGUUACCGACCCCCCCGUUACCGACCCCCCGUUACCGACCCCGGCCAUGGCCGACCCCAAGUACGCCGACCUGCCCGGCAUCGCCUGGAACGAGCCCGACGUGUACGAGACCAGCGACCUGCCCGAGGAUGACCAGGCUGAGUUCGAGGCGGAGGAGCUCACCAGCACCAGCGUGGAGCACCUCAUCAUCAACCCCAACGCUGCGUACGAGAAGUUCAGGGACAAGCGCCUGGGCACCAAGGGAGUGGACUUCUCUGACAGCGUCAGCAAGAGCAGGACAACGGGCUACGAGUCUGGGGAGUAUGAAAUGCUCGGCGAGGGCCUUGGUGCCAAAGAGACGCCCCAGCAGCGGUACCGGCGGCUGCAGCACGAGGUGCAGGAGCUGGUCAGGGAGGUGGAGCAGAUCCAGAGCUCGGUGAAGGAGUCGGCGGCGGAGGAGGAGCUGACGCCCAUGGCCUUGGCCAGGCAGGUGGAGGGCCUGAAGCAGCAUCUGGUCUCCAGCCACCUGGAGAAGCUGCUGGGCCCCACCGCAGCCAUCGACUUUGCGGACCCCGACGGUGCCCUGGCCAAGCGCCUGCUGCAGCAGCUGGAGGUGGCAAAGUGCAGCAAGGCGGCGCCGGGGAAGAGCCCCGCCAAAGCCCCGGCGCCCACCGGAGACGCCGUCACCUUUGAGCUGUACUGGAGGCCAGAGCAGGAGCAGUUUGCCCAGACCGCCAAGAUGGCGGAGCUGGAGAAGCGGCUGGCGCAGCUGGAGGCGACGGUGCGGUGCGAGCCCGACAGCCAGAACCCGCUGCUGGUGGGGCUGAAGGGCACCAGCCUCAUGGAGACCGUGCAGGUCCUGCAGGCCAAGGUCAACAUCCUGGACGUGGCAGUGCUGGACCAAGUGGAGGCCCGGCUGCAGAGCGUCCUGGGGAAGGUGAAUGAAAUCGCCAAGCACAAGGCAACCGUGCAAGACGCCGACACCCAGAGCAAGAUCCACCAGAUCUAUGAGACGAUGCAGCGCUGGGACCCCGUGGCCAGCACCCUGCCCGACGUCGUGCAGAGGCUGGUGACCCUCAGGGACCUGCACGAGCAAGCCACACGGUUCGGGCAGGUCCUCGUGCACUUGGACACCACGCAGCAGGAGAUAGCCGGUGCUCUCAAGGACAACACCGUGCUGCUGGCGGAGGUCCAGAAGACAAUGAAGGAAAACCUGGCCAUCGUAGAGGACAACUUUGCGGACAUCGAUGCCCGCAUCAAGCGGCUGCAGCAGUGAGAGCACCCUGCAGACCCCCCCCGCACCGGGCGUCCCUGCCCCCCCGGGCCCCUGGGAAUCCCUCCCUCCCGCCGCAGGUACCAGCCCCUGCUUGUGGGUACCCUGGCUCUGGCCCCUGCCCAGUGUGGGGUCUGGAGGGGUCCUCCCCGCCCCUCCGUGCCCACCUCAGGGGGGGACGGGACGGUCUCUGUGCCCCCCAGCUUCACCCCAAUAAAUGGCUCAGCUCCAA